Messenger RNA from Elaeis guineensis (African oil palm), 1417 nucleotides. RefSeq names its product LOB domain-containing protein 18. Gene Ontology annotation, cellular component: nucleus. The record is from RefSeq and is a predicted model, not a curated record. Lineage: Eukaryota; Viridiplantae; Streptophyta; Magnoliopsida; Arecales; Arecaceae. Gene Ontology annotation, biological process: hormone-mediated signaling pathway; positive regulation of DNA-templated transcription.
AGUAACCCCAACACGACCCUCCACCCAUUGGACAAACUCCCAAAAGUAGUACACCCAAUUCCCCACCUCAUCUCCUCCUCACCCCCCAUCCUCUUCUCUUAUUCACCUCUUCAUUGCACCCCCCCACCCGUCUCUCUCUCUCUCCCCCUCCUCUCUCUCUCUGUCUAACACUCUAAAACGCCUUCGACCGGCCCUAACACAGCAGCAGCAACAACAACAACACGUACGUUCCAAGACUAAAGAACAAAGAAAGAAGCAAAGAAGGGGACCGGUAUGAGUGGCAGUACGAGCAGCAGUGUGGGUGGAAGCGGUGGUGGCGGUGCAGGUGGUGGCGGAGGUAGCGGAGGUGGUGGUGGUGGUGGGCCGUGUGGAGCUUGUAAGUUCUUGAGGAGGAAGUGUGUGAGCGGGUGCAUUUUCGCACCGUAUUUUGAUUCAGAGCAAGGGGCGGCGCACUUCGCUGCGGUGCACAAGGUGUUCGGGGCCAGCAAUGUGUCCAAGCUCCUCCUCCACAUCCCUGCCCACAAGCGCCUCGACGCUGUCGUCACCAUCUGCUACGAGGCCCAGGCCCGCCUCCGUGACCCCGUCUACGGCUGCGUCGCCCACAUCUUCGCCCUCCAACAACAGGUGGUGAACCUCCAGGCGGAGCUGUCCUACUUGCAGGCCCACCUCGCGACGCUCGAGCUGCCGACCCCACCGCCGCCUCCCCCUCCACCGCAGCUCCCCUCACCGCCACCCUUCUCGAUAUCAGAUCUCCCCUCCUCGUUGAACCUGCCUGCCACCGUCGAUCUCUCCGCCCUCUUCGACCCUCAGGUGCAGCCCCACUGGUCCCUUCAACAGCAGCAGCAACGGCCAAUAGAGCUCCGGCAGCAGCUCGGCCCCGGUAGGAGAAGCCUCAGCGAGGGCUCGGGAGGUAGCAGUGGGGACCUGCAGGCACUGGCGAGGGAGCUCCUCGACCGGCAAAGGACCGCCACAACCGAGCCCCCUCCCCUCUCCAAAUGAUCCGAUGCAGUGACUCAACGCGUCUGCUGGCUUCCCGGCGAUAACAAUUAUUAGUGUCGGCAGGUGACCGGAGAUCCAGGAUCCACUUGCUUAUAUAUUGUACGGAGAAGGAUGAACUAGUUCUUUUUCCCCACUGUUUCAUUGCUUCAAAAUUAAGCUUUGGUUGAAACUGAGCUGAUGGAAUCCAAUGGACUAUAAUUGAGGCAAAAAAGUGAGAUAUUAUCGUUUUAGAAAGGCUAAUUGAGCUUCCAGUCUGUAGCCUAUCUUUAGGAGGGGAUUGGUAGGGCCGGUUGAACUCACUUUGUUGUUCACCAUGAUCAAGAAGGAGCAGCGGGUUUGCUUUAAAUGGGGCAUAUAUAUUGCUUUCAAAUUAGAUUGAAAUAAAUGAUGAUGUUUAUGGGGAUCAAUGAUUGCCCAA